AUGAGGGGUGCCAAUCAAGACACGGCGACGCCGUAUUGUCGUUGCCGGGUUCUUUACCUGGGCAGUUCCGUGCCCCAUGCUAGUAAAGAGGGUCUGCUUGGCGUUCAGGAGCCGCUAAGGGAACUCUAUCCGGAACAGGGCGCUCUUGGGGCGCGUGGAAUAGACUCGUGGUUGAGCGUGUGGAGCAACGGUCUCCUGUUGGAGAACGUAGACGAGCACCGUAAAAAGGUCACCAGAUUCUUUCCGAUCGAGGCGCUUCAUUACUGCGCCGCGGUCAGGCACGUAAAAGGCGGAAGCGGAGACUCGUCGAACACAAGGUUCCUGCCCCUGGACUCGCCGUUCGCUAGGACACCCAGUGCAAAUCAUCCGCCCCUUUUCGCCGCUGUAUUGAGAAGGACGACCGGCAUCAAGGUUCUAGAAUGUCACGCGUUUAUCUGCAAACGAGACAUGGCGGCCAACGCCCUGGUCAGGUGUUGUUUCCACGCGUACGCGGACAGCAGCUACGCGAAGGGUCUGGACCCCACCACGGUAACAACGAACGGAGUGACAACUGGUCAUCCAUCGAACAACAGCCUCUAUCAUACCCUCGGGGGUUCCAGCACCACCCUGGAUAGUCCGCAGGCGAAUCGUUUGGACAGCACCUCAACGGAUGAUCUGAGUCUCUACAACGGCGACGAGAAUCACAAGGUAUGGGCAAGGGGUCGCGACGAGGUAGACGGUGUAUACCAGGAACAAGGGACCCUGCGAAGCACAAAGGGUUCGAGACCCCGUCAGCUAGUCGCUCCACCGCCACCACCACCCCCACCACCUCCCCCUUCACAGCCCUUGCUUCUCGAAGAGUCCUCGUCGUCUUCCGUUCGCAGGAAAGCGAACAAGAAGCUGAAAAAGCUGAAGAACAGAAGUCACGAGGAUCCACUGCAGCAACCGCAUAUUCAUCAUCAGCUCCACCAAGGAAUCUACACCAACGGCCAUGGGCAUCAUACCCUGGGUCACCCGGUCAGACAACAACACCAUUAUCCUCAUCCUCUGCCACCCAGUAGUCGAUCCGUUGCCGGUACCCUAGCCAGACCAGCGCCAGUUCUCUUGGUACCAGCGGCAACGCUACCCAGGAAGGCGCAUCAUCAUCCGAGAGGACUCAGGCCUAUCCCAGCAGCCGCUCCAAUUGUCCCAGUGUACGCUCCGCUCCCGGUGGUGCCCCCUCCACCAGCAGCGGCCAUGUACCCGGCUGGAACGUACGGGACAGCUGGGAACAGAGGCAGAAGACAACACCCCGAUGGCGGAGACACUUCGACUCUCGGAGCGUCCAGAAGAUUAGCCGCGUCCCACGCUGACCUAACGACAGCGGAAAUGAAUCGUGCGGCCGACAGUCCGGAGAACGAGUCCCGUUUUGGUACCGGGAUCUAUCGACGGAAGGGUCAUCUGAACGAGAGGGCAUUUUCUUACAGCAUCCGAGCGGAACACCGUAGCAGAAGCCACGGCAGUCUAGCAUCCCUGGGCUUCAGUGCUCAGAAUGGGAACGCUUUGCCCAAGGAGGAGAAGAAGGACCGAGAAAUAGCUCAACUGGUGGCAGGUCUGAACCUGGACGACAGUCCAGAAAGAACGCUACCACCGGCGAACUCCAGGACUGGAUACUCUCAUCAUCAACAACAGAUGCAGCCGUUGCCCAGGCCCCGGCCCCGUUAG
This is a messenger RNA of Dufourea novaeangliae, 1683 nucleotides long. RefSeq lists its product as uncharacterized. The transcript has a single exon. NCBI's taxonomy places the organism in Eukaryota, Metazoa, Arthropoda, Insecta, Hymenoptera, Halictidae. Bases 1 to 1683 code for a protein of 560 amino acids. The record is from RefSeq and is a predicted model, not a curated record.